ACACUCACGCGGAGAGGGAGAAGUGGAAGGCUGCGUGGCGCGGGAAGCGUUUUUGGGACGUGGUGGAUUUGUACGUGGGCAGGAUGCGUCGAGUUGGGACGCACAUUGGCUGGAUGUACCGCAGCACGCUUUGGUCGGCGUGCACCUGAAACGCCGUCGUUGCCGGAGCUCAAUUCCAAAAGAAUCACAACAUCAGCCUUCGCCUGUUUUUUUUUUUUUUUACCGCGUGAUGCCGGGAGAAAAGUUUGGGGAGGAGACGCAGACGAAACCCCCCCACACACGGCAAUACCAGCAAGCAGCAGACCCCCCCCCCCUCACCCCAACAGUGAUGACUUGAGGAGUCGUCGCUGAGGAGCAGCCAAGACGACUCGAGAGAGCGAAAGGCAAAAACAAAAGAAAAACAAAACAAAAAAAAAACGGCUCCAGGAGAGAACGCCAACCUUCACGAUGGCGGUCAAGUGCCGAGCGAUGGAGGUGCUGAUCCUGGCCGCGCUCUCGUGGAUGUGCGUGUGGACCGAGGAGAAGAUCAUCUUUGACAGGCACUCCGUCUACUGGAACAGCUCCAACCCCAAGUUCUGGCACGGGGAAUACCGGGUGGCGGUGAACAUCAACGACUACCUGGACAUCUACUGCCCCUACUACGAGGGCCCGCCCAACCACGGCCGCAUGGAGCGCUACAUCCUCUUCAUGGUCAACCAGGAGGGCUACGCUUCCUGUCAGCACCGGCUGCGCGGCUUCAAACGCUGGGAGUGCAACCGGCCCAGCGGCGCCGACGGGCCCCUCAGGUUCUCCGAGAAGUUCCAGCUCUUCACGCCCUUCUCGCUGGGUUUCGAGUUCAGGCCCGGACAUGAGUACUACUACAUCUCAUCUCCUCAUCCCAACCACGUGGGCCGAGCGUGUCUAAAGCUGAAGGUGUAUGUCAGACCUCCUGAUGGCUCGGGGUACGAUUCUCCGGAGCCCUUCCUGACGGACGGCGGUCGCAGCUGGAGGCCAGACUCUGUGGGCCGAGUAGCAGCUCCAGCCUGGCUCCUGCUCGGUCUCUUCUUCUGGCCGUGACCCACUGACCCCGCCCCCAACCGUCUUCCUGGAGCUCCUCGCCCCGGGAUCCUGGGAUGCCGGGCCGGACUGAGCUGGCUGUCCCUCGAAACUCCACCACCUCCCUCAGGGAAGCCCUUUGACCCCGCCCCAUCCACCUUCCCUUGCACCCCCACUUAUCUUCAAUGCGACCACCAGCCACCACCACUGCCACACCCCCUGCCCACCCGCCCUCCAUGGCCCAACCACGGACACCCUUUACCAGACCUGGCAAGUCUCCAGGGGGGUGGACCGGAUAUGUUUGCACUCUGGGAAAAUGUCCUUUCACUCGUAUCAGGAUCUUCUUUGGAUGUGACGAUAGACUCUCGGCCGGCGAUGAGGUUGAGGUCGCCGUGGACUUGUCAUCCAUCCAGAAGCUCGGCCCGGAUGCACAAAACGGUUUUUGUACUCCCAAAGCCUGAAGCGCAAGUAGCCAAGCCUGCAUUUUGUUUAAUUUUUUUUUACAACCUAAUCAAAUUCUUGCCGUCGACUUAACCGAUCGGGAUCAAUCGCCAUGACAACCAUGACAACUUUAACCAUAGCCUGUUUUUGGGAGGCUUAGCGGGUGGGGUCUGGCGAGGGGUGUACAUUUUCAGGUGGGAUGUUGUUCUCGUCUCGUUUUGUUGUUUCUAAACUAAAGCAUUUAUCACCGCCUGCUCUCGACACAGGCGCCAGUCUUGCACUUGUCUUAGUCCAACGGCUUCGGGUGACUUCUGGAACCAUGACUUUUUACUCCUGUAUGAAUGUACCACCGGUCACCCCCACCUCUUUUGUGUUUGUGUAUCGUUACGACUGUGGUCACUUCUCUCAGACCGGUGAGCGGGGCGGGUUCUGGGGUUGCGGUUUCUUGGGGAACGGGUUCUCGGGACCGGGAGGUGGGGGUUUGAUGAAGAGGUUGGCGAAGGGGUAAGAGGCGGCGCCACUCGAGUUGCAUGACCACUGUGAACAACCCCUCAGAACAAGCUUGUUUGUAUUGAUGAUCUAUUUUUUCAUGGGGGGGGGGGGGGGGCAGAAGCACCCUGCCGCCACUCUAGGUUCUCCCAAGACUUUUUUUUCAGACAGCUGACAGGAGGAGUCUCUCUCUUCGUUGGGAACGGCAGAUGGGAUGGAGUCACUGGAUGAAACCAAGCGGCAACCAUCCCAGAGACUCGACCCGCACCCGCAACAGACGCUUGCUUAUUCGAACUGGUCUUGGCUCUUUAAAACCAGUCGGAAAGGAAAGCGCGUGGAUUGUGACGAGGGUGGGAGUGCCACACACACACACACACACACACACACACACACACGCACAUGCAGGAUGGACUGAGUUUUACGUCAAAAGAUGCGUGGAAGAAAGUGCAAAUUUUGUUGCUGGGAAGCGAACAUAUCGGAGUAAAGCACUGUGAAGACACGCAGACAUGCAGAGAUACAGUCUGCCCUCGCAAGAAUUUUGUGGCAUUUUAAGAAAAAGGUAUUUUUUUUUUGUAAUUAAUUUUAAAGGGGCGGCCCGGUAGUCCAGUGGUUAGCACGUGGGCUUCACAGUGCAGAGGUACCGGGUUCGAUUCCAGCUGCGGCCUCCCUGUGUGGAGUUUGCAUGUUCUCCCCCGGUCCUGCGUGGGUUUUCUCCGGGUGCUCCGGUUUCCUCCCACAUUCCAAAAACAUGCGUGGCAGGCUGAUUGGACGCUCUAAAUUGUCCCUGGGUGUGAGUGUGAGCGUGGAUGGUUGUUCGUCUAUGUGAGCCCUGCGAUUGGCUGGCAACCGAUUCAGGGUGUCCCCCGCCUACUGCCCGGAGACGGCUGGGAUGGGCUCCAGCACCCCCCGCGACCCUAGUGAGGAUCAAGCGGAACAGUACGGAAGAUGAAUGAAUGAAUGAAUUUUACAGGUAAUUUACAGGGUAAUUUUUUAAUUUUUAAUUUUUUAAUAUAUAUUUUUUUAGUUUGAUCAAAAAUCACCUUUUUUUUUUUUUAACACGGGAAUUUUAUGGAUCCUGUUUGAACAUUUUUCGGAAAUUCUCGAGUUCAUGUCGCUCACUCGAGUGCACUGCGUUCCAAGACGAGGCGCCAUUUCACUGGAGCUCGCGAGAGUAAUAGUAGAACAUCACCGCCCCCCCCCCCCCCCCGCACCCUCCACCCAUUGUAAUUUCCCGCUAAAUUCUUGUGAGUUGCGGAUCAUAUGUUGAAAAGCACACAAUACAAGGCAUGCACAUAUACACAACACAACACACACACACACAAACAAGGGGAAGCACUUCCUUCCCGGUUUCCUCUUAUUUUUGUAGCAUUUAAAAAAAAAAUCACUGUUAAAACCUCCUGCGUGGGAUGCAGUGAUGGGGUGGGCGAGAGUGAGUGUAGCCUGUGGAAGAUUAAAACAAACAAACAAACAAAAGAAAAAAAAAAAGGUGUGUCUUCUUUUCUUCUACCGAUGCCGUCCUGCUAUUUCUUCUCCGGUUCAUGAUCCGAUGCUCAUUUUCGUGCUUGGUGCAGAAAGAUGCCUCGGGGUCCCUAUGGU
Messenger RNA from Hippocampus zosterae (dwarf seahorse), 3561 nucleotides. RefSeq names its product ephrin-A2a (gene efna2a). Bases 448 to 1056 code for a protein of 202 amino acids. Gene Ontology annotation, biological process: ephrin receptor signaling pathway; osteoclast differentiation; axon guidance. Gene Ontology annotation, cellular component: plasma membrane. Gene Ontology annotation, molecular function: ephrin receptor binding. The transcript has 5 exons. Lineage: Eukaryota; Metazoa; Chordata; Actinopteri; Syngnathiformes; Syngnathidae. The record is from RefSeq and is a predicted model, not a curated record.